Molecule: messenger RNA, 3235 nt
Organism: Anarrhichthys ocellatus (wolf-eel)
Lineage: Eukaryota; Metazoa; Chordata; Actinopteri; Perciformes; Anarhichadidae
Gene: dcp2
Product: decapping mRNA 2
Exons: 11
Coding region: 286-1476 (396 amino acids)
Biological process (GO): deadenylation-dependent decapping of nuclear-transcribed mRNA; nuclear-transcribed mRNA catabolic process, nonsense-mediated decay
Cellular component (GO): cytoplasm; P-body
Molecular function (GO): manganese ion binding; RNA binding; 5'-(N(7)-methylguanosine 5'-triphospho)-[mRNA] hydrolase activity
Source: RefSeq, a predicted model, not a curated record
GUGAUCACUCGCAAGGCUAAUGUCGGAGGUUGUUCCAUCAGGUUCCAUCGCUACCACCAUGCCAUGUGACUUGAACGCUGCAUAAACAACAGAGUCCGUCCGGGUCCCCGGAAGAGGAGCGAGAGGAGUUUAUAUUUGAUCCUCGUCACUUUUAAGUAGCUGAAGUUAAGCGGGGGAUGCAGCACGGUCUCUGGGAUCUACAGAGGAGGACAUGCGGAUGUAGCUGGCUGCUCUUAUGGCAAUAAUAAUAAUACUAAUAAUAAUGCUCUGAGAGUCUGAGUCGGGAUGUUUUCAACCAACAUGGAAACAAAAAGAGUGGAGAUCCCCUCCGGCGUACUGGACGACCUGUGCAGCCGGUUCAUCCUGCACAUUCCCAGUGAGGAGAGGGACAACGCUAUCCGGGUGUGCUUCCAGAUCGAGCUGGCCCACUGGUUCUACCUGGACUUCUGCAUGCAGAACACUCCAGGAGCUCCUCACUGUGGGAUAAGAGACUUUGCCAAAGCAGUCUUCCAUCACUGUCCGUUUCUGUUGCCUCAUGGAGAGGAUGUUCAGAAAAUCCUCGAACAGUGGAAGGAGUACAAGAUGGGUGUUCCUACAUUUGGAGCAAUCAUUCUGGAUGAAGCGCUGGAAAACGCACUGCUUGUUCAGGGCUACCUUGCAAAGUCUGGCUGGGGCUUUCCAAAGGGGAAAGUGAACGAGGACGAAGCUCCUUAUGACUGUGCAGUUCGUGAAGUGUUGGAGGAGACGGGCUUUGACAUCAAGAAUCGCAUCAGUAAAGACAGGUACAUCGAGCAGAAAAUCACCGACCAGCUGGUGCGGCUCUACAUCAUACCAGGAGUGUCAAAGGAUACCAAGUUCAAUCCCAAAACAAGGAAGGAGAUCAGGAACAUUGAAUGGUUUCCUAUCGAGAAGCUGCCAUGUCACAGGAAUGACAUGACCCCGAAGUCUAAACUCGGACUGGCCCCCAACAGGUUUUUCAUGGCCAUUCCGUUCAUAAGGCCACUGAGAGAGUGGAUCAGCAGGCUGAAAGGAGAGUCCACAGACAGUGAUGAGGACUUUGCAAACAGCGGCACCACUCCAGGCAAACCUUCAGAUAAUACUCGAUCAAAAUCGCGCCGCCUCACAGGUGCAGAUGCACUUCUAGGAGACGGCUGGGCAAAACACAAGCAGCAGAAGACUCUGGACCAGCUGAACCAGUAUGAGCUCAACCAGAACACACAUUUGAAAAGCAAUGGGAAGAAAUGUCAGGACUCCCCUCAUGGAGCCAACAACCAGCAGGUGAAAACCAUAUUAAAAGAAGAUAAAAGACUUCAACCCAGAAGACUGCAAGACAGUUUUGAGAGAGAUGUGGCUCCAUGCAGCUCCAACGGUCACCAGACUGUCCACAGCAGAGACUCCGAGGAACUGCAGUCUUCCAAGGCUUUCCUCAAUUUCAAAUUUGACAGAGACGCCAUCAUGAGAUGUUUUGACUACUGACAUGGCUGAUGAGGAGCUGUGCCUCUCCUGUAAAUGCAUGGAACUAUGGCCUCAGAGGCUUUUUACCUUAUAGUCUAGGGGAUGUUACUGAACAUGUCCUUUUCCUUCUUGGCCUGCUUGUCAUGAGCACACAUCUACAGUGGGGAGUUGCUCAUCUAUCAUUGAACACAUCCAAUAAGAUUCACAGAAGUAGUUUGCCUUUGCUGCCCAACUUUUCAGACUAUAUAAAAGGUAUGGUAACCUAACAGCACUGCUUUCCCUCUGUCUGAGGCAGAAUCCUAAUGUUAGUCUAAAUUCAAAAUUCAAUCUGCAGGAGAGGACUGCUCAGGUUAACCAUUAGUCUUUUAAAGGCAAGAGAUCAAACGUUUUGAGAACAUAAUGGAUUUUAAGCACAUAUGAAGUGACAGAAACAUAAAAAAAAACAAUCAGUUGGGGUAUCUCAGUGAAUUCCGCCAGUGAAUCAAAGUUAAAUUUAGUUUAUUAUGUACUGAUUUUAAGAUGCAAUAACGUUAGGGUUAGUCAUUUCCUCCAUUUUUCCUAUUGAGUCCUAAAAAUGCUUUGGAUGCUUAAAAAAGGUGGGUAUUUAUAGUGUUAUUGGCUUUAUGUAUUUACAGUGUUGUUGGCUUUAUUACCAUUAUUUCUUAAGAUUUUAUCCAGGAAUGUAGUAUGUAAUGGAAUAUUGACUUGGGGAAUGAAGAACAAUCUUUGCAAGUUGAAUGUCAUUAAAUUCAUGUUGCUCUGCUGUAUUGAGUUCUAUGGAAAUCAUUAGAUCAAAUUGAUUUGUUUGGAAAUCAAUCAUAAAGGCCAGAAAAAUUACUGAUCACUGAUAUGACGUAAUGAUAAUUGAAUGAAACUUUAAUUUGAAUUUGAAUGAUGUCCAGGUGUUAGCUUGUCCCUAAUGAAAAUGAACAUUUCCAUAAUGUCAGGAUUCUUGCAUGUCUCUUUUACAAAAACUGUCAAAGUCAACCAUUAUAAGAUUGACUACUAUGAAAAUGCCCAAUUUCCCAUGAAUGUUUCUUAUUGUGGCAGGGUUGUGCUCAGGAUCACACAAACAAUGGUCAGUGUAGUUUUCAUUUCAAGUUUCAUUUUGGGAGUCCUUGUGCAUUAUACACCAUAUGGGAAAAUAGAUUUUAACAUUUUAAUUCUGUCAUAUAUCACAUGCACAUAACAGGAAAAUUACUUUUCAGUUUGAUUAAAUAGGCUAGUUGGAAUGUUUUUGGCAACAGCCUUCCAUCUGUUGUUAUUUUCCAGCAGGCUUGUAAUUCAAGGCUGUUCUAUCCUGCAGCUUCCACAGGUUUAAAUUCCUGUCGAGAUUUCGUAAAAUAGAGGUUCUCAGUCAUAUCUUUCAUGAUCCACUACUUAGUGUUUGGCUGGUAUGAAAACUUGCACACUGUUAAGGCUAUGGGGCAUGAUGGAGGACCAUUGCGCUAGACUACUGUGAACAUAAGUUAUUCUCUCAACCAAUGACAAAUACGAAUGACUCUCUCAAAGGCCCACAUUAAGGGAUUUCUAGCCACUAUAGAUGAUAAGACUAUUUUCAUAAAAGUUUUAGAAGUCUUUAAAGUUCAACCCACAGUCUUACAAUUUAUAUUUUGUCAAGGUUAUAUAAACAUGCAUACAUGUGAGAUGUCUUUUUGUGAUUCUCACUGGGGUUUCUUUGUUAUUAAGUGUACAGAUGGUGAUCUCAAGUUGUUCUUUGGCUUCAAUGGUGUUUUGACUUAAAAUGUGAAUAUUAAUAAAGUUGUUUUUUCCACUUGUG